Messenger RNA from Enhydra lutris kenyoni (northern sea otter), 3061 nucleotides. RefSeq names its product EPH receptor A2. Lineage: Eukaryota; Metazoa; Chordata; Mammalia; Carnivora; Mustelidae. Gene Ontology annotation, molecular function: ATP binding; protein binding; transmembrane-ephrin receptor activity. Gene Ontology annotation, biological process: axon guidance; cell surface receptor protein tyrosine kinase signaling pathway; protein phosphorylation. The record is from RefSeq and is a predicted model, not a curated record. Gene Ontology annotation, cellular component: neuron projection; plasma membrane.
AGGCGAGAAGUUGCGCUCGGGCCGCGGGCGGGAGCGGACACCGAGGCGGGCGUGCGGGCGUGCGGGCGUGCGGGACCAGGGCGCCAAGGACCCGGCCGGGAGCGAGGAGGCGGCAUGGAGAGUGUGGAGCCUCGCGCCUGCCUGGCCCUGCUGUGGGGCUGCUUGCUGGCCGCGGCCGCUGCGGCGCAGGGCAAGGAAGUUGUACUGUUGGACUUCGCCGAAGCUAAAGGGGAACUCGGCUGGCUCACGCACCCAUACGGCAAAGGGUGGGACCUGAUGCAGAACAUCAUGGACGACAUGCCCAUCUACAUGUACUCUGUGUGCAACGUGGUGGCCGGUGACCAGGACAACUGGCUCCGCACCAACUGGGUGUACCGCGGCGAGGCCGAGCGGAUCUUCAUCGAGCUCAAGUUCACGGUGCGGGACUGCAACAGCUUCCCUGGGGGCGCCAGCUCCUGCAAGGAGACCUUCAACCUCUACUAUGCCGAGUCGGACGUGGACUACGGCACCAACUUCCAGAAGCGCCAGUUCACCAAGAUCGACACGAUCGCGCCCGACGAGAUCACGGUCAGCAGCGACUUCGAGGCGCGCCACGUGAAGCUGAACGUGGAGGAGCGCUCUGUGGGGCCGCUCACCCGCAAGGGCUUCUACCUGGCCUUCCAGGACAUCGGCGCCUGCGUGGCCCUGCUCUCCGUCCGCGUGUACUACAAGAAGUGCCCUGAGCUGCUGCAGGGCCUGGCCCGCUUCUCCGAGACCAUCGCGGGCUCCGACGCGCCCUCCCUGGCCACGGUGGCCGGCACUUGCGUGGAGCACGCGGUGGUGCCACCGGGGGGCGACGAGCCCCGCAUGCACUGCGCGGUGGAUGGCGAGUGGCUGGUGCCCAUCGGUCAGUGCCUGUGCGAGGCCGGCUAUGAGAAAGUGGAGGACGCCUGCCAGGCCUGCUCGCCGGGAUUCUUCAAGUCCGAGGCAUCUGAGAGCCCCUGUUUGGAGUGCCCCGUGCACACGGUGCUGGCCCCUGAGGGCGCCACAUUCUGUGAGUGUGAGGAAGGCUACUUCCGGGCCCCGCAGGACCUGCCGUCCAUGCCCUGCACUCGCCCACCCUCUGCCCCGCACUACCUCACGGCCGUGGGCAUGGGCGCCAAAGUGGAGCUGCGCUGGACACCCCCCCAGGACAGCGGGGGCCGGGACGACCUCAUCUACAGCGUCACCUGCGAGCAGUGCUGGCCCGAGUCGGGCGAGUGCGGGCCCUGCGAGGCCAGCGUGCGGUACUCGGAGCCGCCGCACGCGCUGACCCGCACCAGCGUGACCGUCAGUGACCUCGAGCCGCACAUGAACUACACCUUCGCGGUGGAGGCCCGCAAUGGGGUCUCGGGCCUGGUGGCCAGCCGCAGCUUCCGCACCGCCAGCGUCAGCAUCAACCAGACAGAGCCCCCCAAGGUGAAGCUGGAGGACCGCAGCACCACCUCGCUGAGCGUGUCCUGGAGCAUCCCCCCGCCGCAGCAGAGCCGCGUGUGGAAGUAUGAGGUCACCUACCGCAAAAAGGGGGACUCCAACAGUUACAACGUGCGCCGCACCGAGGGCUUCUCCGUGACCCUGGAUGACCUGGCUCCAGACACCGUCUACCUGGUCCAGGUGCAGGCGCUGACACAGGAGGGGCAGGGAGCCGGCAGCAAGGUUCAUGAGUUCCAGACGUUGUCCACGGAAGGAUCUGGCAACAUGGCGGUGAUUGGCGGCGUGGCCGUUGGCGUGGUCUUGCUUCUGGUGCUGGCGGGAAUCGGCUUCUUCAUCCAUCGCAGGAGGAGGAGCUUGCGGACCCGCCAGUCCUCAGAGGAUGUUUACUUCUCCAAGUCAGAACAACUGAAGCCCUUAAAGACCUACGUGGACCCCCACACGUACGAGGACCCCAACCAGGCAGUACUCAAGUUCACCACCGAGAUCCAUCCCUCCUGUGUCACGAGGCAGAAGGUCAUUGGAGCAGGAGAGUUUGGGGAGGUGUAUAAGGGGACGCUGAAGGCUUCGGGGAAGAAGGAGGUGCCCGUGGCCAUCAAGACGCUGAAAGCCGGCUACACAGAGAAGCAGCGGGUGGACUUCCUCAGCGAGGCCAGCAUCAUGGGCCAGUUUAGCCACCACAACAUCAUCCGCCUGGAGGGCGUCGUCUCCAAAUACAAGCCCAUGAUGAUCAUCACUGAGUACAUGGAGAAUGGGGCCUUGGACAAGUUCCUUCGGGAGAAGGAUGGCGAGUUCAGCGUGCUGCAGCUGGUGGGCAUGCUGCGGGGAAUCGCGGCCGGCAUGAAGUACCUGGCCAACAUGAACUACGUCCACCGUGACCUGGCCGCCCGUAACAUCCUGGUCAACAGCAACCUGGUCUGCAAGGUGUCCGACUUCGGCCUGUCCCGCGUGCUGGAGGACGACCCCGAGGCCACCUACACCACCAGUGGUGGCAAGAUUCCGAUCCGCUGGACGGCCCCAGAGGCCAUUUCCUACCGCAAGUUCACCUCCGCCAGCGACGUGUGGAGCUACGGCAUCGUCAUGUGGGAGGUGAUGACCUACGGCGAGCGGCCCUACUGGGAGCUGUCGAACCAUGAGGUGAUGAAAGCCAUCAACGACGGCUUCCGGCUACCCACGCCCAUGGACUGCCCCUCCGCCAUCUACCAGCUCAUGAUGCAGUGCUGGCAGCAGGAACGCGCCCGCCGCCCCAAGUUCGCCGACAUCGUCAGCAUCCUCGACAAGCUCAUCCGGGCUCCCGACUCCCUCAAGACCCUGGCUGACUUUGACCCCCGGGUGUCCAUCCGGCUUCCCAGCACCAGCGGCUCCGAGGGGGUGCCCUUCCGCACGGUGUCCGAGUGGCUCGAGUCCAUCAGGAUGCAACAGUACACAGAGCACUUCCUGGCGGCGGGCUACACGGCCAUCGAGAAGGUGGUGCAGAUGACCAACGACGACAUCAAGAAGAUUGGGGUGCGGCUGCCCGGCCACCAGAAACGCAUCGCCUACAGCCUGCUGGGACUCAAGGACCAGGUGAACACAGUGGGGAUCCCCAUCUGAGCCCCGGCAGGCCACGAAC